AUGUUUAAUUUUUAUAAAUUUAAGUUCUGUAAAUUCCGAGUUAAUGAUGCUUGUUCUGUAGAUGUUGGCAUAGAUAAACAUUUAAGUGUUCCGUUAAUUGAAAAACAUCAAAAGUUAAUGGAUAUUCAUCAAGUAACAUUGAACAAUGAACAUACGAAAACAAUAUUUUCGAUACCAUUGAUCAUUUCAUACAGAAAAAACAACAAUUUUACACAAAUUGUAAUCAUACAUGGGAAAUUAUCAAACAAAAUGUGA
This is a messenger RNA of Schistosoma margrebowiei, 255 nucleotides long. The record is from the annotation of a GenBank genome assembly. NCBI's taxonomy places the organism in Eukaryota, Metazoa, Platyhelminthes, Trematoda, Strigeidida, Schistosomatidae.